AUGAAUAAAUGGAAGGAAUACUACGAAGAACUCUUAACGGAAAAUAGGCAGGAAUACGUCACAAUAUCACCCACAGAGAUAAAUAUUUCCGGAGAAGUUAUUAACAUCGACAUACCGCAAACGAAAAAGGCAGUGGCAGCACUGAAAAAUAACAGAGCCCCGGGACCGGAGAAUAUUCCAGGUGAAUUGUUAAAAUGUGGAACAGAAAAACUAUUUAAAGCCUUAACCUGGUGUAUUAAUAGAUUCUUAAACGGCGCCCCAAUACCAAAGGAGUGGAAAAUCGCCUAUAUAUCCUCAAUCCACAAAAAGGGAAAUAAACAAGUGUGCUCCAACUAUAGAGGUAUAUCAGUAACAAGUACCCUAAGUCGAUUAUAUGGACGGAUCCUUAGAGAUUUAAUAGAACAGGAAUACCAACAACAAGAAGAGGAGGAACAAUCUGGUUUUCGGACUGGGAGAACCUGUACCGAUAAUAUUUUCUGUGUGAAACAACUAAUAGAGAAAAAAAGUAGUAUUGAUCAGGAGACACACCUCAUGUUUAUUGACCUUCACAAAGCAUAUGAUACCGUUCCAGUUAACAGACUGUUCAAGGUACUACAGGACACCAACAUUAACUACACCUUAAUUAGAGCUCUGAAAAACUUGUACGAAGAAUCGACAUCACAAAUUAAAAUAGGCAACACAUUAUCUGGAAGAUUCUUUGUCAAUAAAGAACUAUCUAGCGUACAUCUAGAAAAUGAAGAGAUAGAAGCCUGCAAUGACUACACCUAUCUAGGAGUGAUAUUUGAUACAACAGCUAAAGAUGACAAAGAAAUUAAAAAACGAAUAUCACAAGCUAGAAGAACAAUUGGCUGUCUGAAUGGAGUAUUUUGGAGUAAUGAAAUAGGGAAGAAACGGAAGAUCAAUAUAUACGAGACCCUGGUAAAGAGAAGUCUACUUUAUGGUGCAGAGACUUGGCGAAUAACGGAAGCCAACCGAAAAAAACUGGAAGCGGUAGAAAUGGAUGCCUAUAGAAGAACCUUAGGAAUUUCCCGAAGAGAUAGGGUCCGAAACGAAGAAAUCCAACAGAGGAUAGGAAUAGAGGGAUCUUUGGCAACCGACAUCUAA
Messenger RNA from Sitophilus oryzae (rice weevil), 1104 nucleotides. RefSeq lists its product as uncharacterized. Lineage: Eukaryota; Metazoa; Arthropoda; Insecta; Coleoptera; Curculionidae. The record is from RefSeq and is a predicted model, not a curated record. The transcript is spliced from 2 exons. Bases 1 to 1104 code for a protein of 367 amino acids.